AUGCCCACAAGAAAAAAAGGUAAGAAAAGUGCCGCACAAAAGAAGGAAAACUACGACAUGGAAGAAGAUUGUGAAUCGCAAGCUAGCGACGUCAUGCUAGCAGACAUGCUGCCGAAUGACACCGAGCAAAGCCAGGAUGCUAACCUAGGAAUCAUCCUGAGAGAGCUACGAGAAUUCAGAAAAAACUCCAGCCAGAAACUGACCGACAUCAGCGAUGACAUCAAUAAGAUCUACAAAAGAGUGGAAGAGGCGAAGGAGCAUAUUGACACAGCCGAGACUCGUAUCCAAUCAACAGAGGAGGUUGUGGCUGAGUUGGUGAAACUCCAGGAGCAAACAGAGGCUAAACUGAUGGACUUUGAGGGGCACUUGCGACGGGAAAAUGUAAGACUGUACGGGGUGAAGGAGGGAGCCGAAGGAGGCGCAAUGCAUACGUGGAAGAGUUGCUAA
This is a messenger RNA of Xyrichtys novacula (pearly razorfish), 447 nucleotides long. The record is from the annotation of a GenBank genome assembly. NCBI's taxonomy places the organism in Eukaryota, Metazoa, Chordata, Actinopteri, Labriformes, Labridae.